CUACUAAGCUUCCAUUAAGAUCUUAUUUCCAUUUAUAUAUAGAUCCCUUAAAUAUAUAUUUUCUCCCUUCAAAUUAUUUAUUACUAUAAUUAUUUUUAAAACCUUAGAGACUACAAUGUCUAAACGUGCUCGAGUUAACCGCAAUGAUAGCUUUGAUCAGCCCAAUUACCCUAACCAAAAUAUUUCGUCUACAGAUAACCCUAACAAAUUUCUUAAGCCUUCUUCUAGUUUUACCAACAAUACUGCUACUACUGCUACUACUGCUAGUGCUGCUGUCGCCACACCGGCGAGCUUUUCUUCAUUUGGAAUGACUAGUAAUGUUGGUGGUAUUCCGAAUGAGUGCUUCUUCUGCAAGAAGAACUUCAAAAAAGAAAAUCACACCUAUAUUUACAGGUCCCUUGCAUUCUGCACAGAGGAGUGUCGUGAAGUUCAGAUUUCUUUUGAUCAAAAUAUGAAGAAGACAAGAAUGGAGGCUGCAAACAAAAAGGGGUACAAUUAAUUGAUUACUGGCUCAUGUGAAGAAGGAGUAACAUAUUAUAUAAAUAUAUAUAGGGGUCAUGAGUUUGUGAUAGGAGUAAUAUAUUAUAUAAAUACAUAUAUAUAUAGGGGUCAUGAGUUUGUACUUUGUGUACCGUGGCUUAUAGGUUUUAUAUCAUAUCUAAAAGACUCAUCUAAAAACUAUUAUCUAUAGUUGAAAUUAACGGGUCUAUCCUGUAUUAUUAGUAUUAUGU
Molecule: messenger RNA, 731 nt
Organism: Capsicum annuum
Lineage: Eukaryota; Viridiplantae; Streptophyta; Magnoliopsida; Solanales; Solanaceae
Product: FCS-Like Zinc finger 1-like
Exons: 2
Coding region: 116-499 (127 amino acids)
Source: RefSeq, a predicted model, not a curated record